Messenger RNA from Alternaria burnsii, 222 nucleotides. RefSeq lists its product as uncharacterized. NCBI's taxonomy places the organism in Eukaryota, Fungi, Ascomycota, Dothideomycetes, Pleosporales, Pleosporaceae. The transcript has a single exon. The coding region runs from base 1 to 222 and encodes 73 amino acids. The record is from RefSeq and is a predicted model, not a curated record.
AUGGGAAAAGAGUCCUCCUUCCGUCUCUGCAUAGCCUUCCUCCUCAUCGUCCAAAUCGGCUGCUGGGCCCUCACCCUCCUCGACCUUCUCCAUCCGGGAAAGCCACACGCCAUCAUCCGCACAACCAUGGAUCUAGUCAGCAUAUACUUUUCCAGAUGCUGCCAAUCGAGCGCCGCACUGCAGCAGUUGGCGUAUACGGAUAUCAGAGGACUGAUGUACUAG